Cajanus cajan (pigeon pea) is the source of this 815-nucleotide messenger RNA. RefSeq names its product F-box protein PP2-A15. NCBI's taxonomy places the organism in Eukaryota, Viridiplantae, Streptophyta, Magnoliopsida, Fabales, Fabaceae. Gene Ontology annotation, molecular function: protein binding. The record is from RefSeq and is a predicted model, not a curated record.
UUUUUUUUUUCGUUUAUCAACGUCCAACGUCUUUUUUUAUUUAUUUUCAAAGUCUCUCCAGCCAUUGAGUAUGCCCUCGGGCAUGUCCUUCCAGAAGGAAAAGGAAAAGAAAGAGGGUGUGACUGUGAAUGAAAGGGAAGGAAAAGGGGUGAAUCUAUCGGGAGGGAUGGGGGCCUCGCUGUCCAACCUCGGAAGCAACGGUUCCGCCGUCGCUCCGGGCCUCGGCGACAUCCCGGAGGGUUGUGUCGCUCGCGUCUUCCUCCACCUCACUCCGCCGGAGAUAUGCAACCUCGCGCACCUCAACCGCUCCUUCCGCGGCGCCGCCUCUGCCGACUCCGUUUGGGAAGCCAAGCUGCCUCCCAACUACCACGAUCUACUCCUUCUCAUGCCUCCCGAGAGGCACCAACAUCUCUCCAAGAAGAACAUCUUCGCUCUCCUCUCUCGCCCUGUGCCGUUUGAUCACGGCUACAAGGUACGCUACGCUACGCCCCCCAAGGAGAUGGACUGCACGGAAAGGCUGCGGGAAAGGAAGGCUGGGUGGUGGAGGAGGAGGGGCGGGUAGGGGGCAGCGACGGGAGGGCUUGCCAGGUGGCGGAGAGAGGGUCGUAAGCGUGGAAGUGCAGUGACGGGCUGUGGGGCGGGGCGAGCAGCGCGUAGAGGCAGUUGAAGGGUGGGAAGGUGGGGCUGUAGAGAAGGCGAUGCCAUGAGUGGGAGAGUGUGAAUAGCAGCGUUGGAGGCACUGGAAAUCUUCUUUUUCAUAAACGUGGUCCACGUAGAUAAAUUUCAACCAAUAAAAUUGUUGUUGUCAGUACUAA